CCGAGUAAAAGUCAGUAGUCAACGAAGAGGCGGAAUCAAAACGUGCUCAUUUAUCUUUAUUUACUACUAUAAGCUUCUUACUUUCCCACCACUUGUCACGCAGCUUCCACCCAACCCCCACACGCACCCUUAUAUAAAACUUACGCCCACUCUCAUUCUUUCAUCAUCACUCAACAAUUUCUCAUACUACAACUUCACAUCUCUACCAAAAACAAAAACACUCUCUCUUUCCUUAUACCUUGAAAGAAAAACAAUGGCCCUUGAAGCUCUCAACUCUCCGACCACCCCCACGCCGCCGUCCUUCAAAUUCAACACCAACUACCUUGAGCCGUGGUCCAAGGGCAAGCGAUCCAAGCGCUCCCGCAGCCAUGAUCAGCCGCCCACGGAGGAAGAGUAUCUUGCUCUCUGUCUCAUCAUGCUCGCUCGAGGUGGCGCCGCCACCUCCACCUCCGCGUCGCCACCGCAGCCGCAGCCGCAAUCCCGCCUUCCGACGGAAUCUUCUAAGCUGGUUUACAAGUGCUCGGUUUGUAGCAAAGCGUUUGGAUCCUACCAAGCCUUGGGCGGCCACAAGGCCAGCCACCGCAAGCUCAACUCCGGCACCGGCGGAGACGAGCACUCCACCACCUCCGCCUCCGUGCUGACCUCGACGACGACCUCCGGCAGCGGGAGAGUCCACGAGUGCUCCAUCUGCCACAAGUGCUUCCCCACCGGCCAAGCCUUGGGAGGACACAAGCGCUGCCACUACGAAGGCGGAGCUCCCAGCGCCGUCGGCGGCGCCGCUGCCACCUCUUCGGAGGGCGUGGGGUCCACUGUUAGCCACCGGGACUUCGACCUGAACCUGCCGGCGUUCCCUGAGUUCUGGCAGAGAUUCGGCGGCGCCGGCGAAGACGAAGUCGAAAGCCCCCACCCGGCGAAGAAGGCGCGGCUUUCGCCGCCGGCAAAGUUGGAAUUUGUUUGAAUAAUUAGGAGAUUGAAAUUAUUAGGAAGUUGAUAAUUGAUUAUUUAUUUAUUUAUUUAUUUUUAAUAGUAGUAUUAGUUUUCAUUGGUGGUGGAAUUUUGUUUGUAAAUAUAAGUGGGAAAACAGUGGUAGUCAUUAUUUAUUGAUUCGUUAAUUUAUUUGUGAGACAACAUAUUGUUUUCACAUUGAGCAAUAUAAUGACAGGUUGUGAUAUUGUUGAAA
Salvia miltiorrhiza (redroot sage) is the source of this 1180-nucleotide messenger RNA. RefSeq names its product zinc finger protein ZAT10-like. Bases 254 to 958 code for a protein of 234 amino acids. Gene Ontology annotation, molecular function: DNA-binding transcription factor activity. The record is from RefSeq and is a predicted model, not a curated record. Lineage: Eukaryota; Viridiplantae; Streptophyta; Magnoliopsida; Lamiales; Lamiaceae. The transcript has a single exon.